This is a messenger RNA of Pseudocercospora fijiensis CIRAD86, 1671 nucleotides long. RefSeq lists its product as uncharacterized. The record is from RefSeq and is a predicted model, not a curated record. The coding region runs from base 1 to 1671 and encodes 556 amino acids. The transcript is spliced from 11 exons. NCBI's taxonomy places the organism in Eukaryota, Fungi, Ascomycota, Dothideomycetes, Mycosphaerellales, Mycosphaerellaceae.
AUGCGCAUUUUGCAUGCCGACGGCGCGCUUGAAGACCUCGAAACACGCUUGGCAUUGGAGGCAACGCCGGCAUCACGGAGCAAAAGCGGCCUGCCGAGACAUAUCCUCACAGUGCACAUCAUCGUUCAGCCGUUCAGGAGAGCACACGGCCGACAAGUCGUGGUCAUAUCACAGAAAAUCUUCCUGCCGACGAGAAGGAGUGUCCGGAGAAUGCGAACAGCAGGCCAUACGCUUUCUGACCUCCACUGGAAGCCAUAUGGUCUAUAUCUUGUGCACCUGGUAAGUUAUUACGGCCGGACCAUGAGCACCGGUACGCCUCCAGCAGACAUUGUCGUUGAUGCGCACUCACAGCCUGCCCGACCCGCGAAGACACAUGCUUUACGCGUACGUGGAACGCCGAGCACGAGAAUUGCACAGCGAUUCGUCUACAUCCUGCCGGGUGGUCGCGCCAAAUUGUUUGCUCCUCGCGACGCUUGUGACGAUGCGCUCUGUUUUUCUCCCGAGCUGCUCACUGGACUAGCAGUCACAAUGACGUCAGCGUUCAGUCCCGACUCCGCAGCGUUUCCGAUCGCCACUUUAAAAGCUCCGCAAUGGUCUGCCUUCAUUCUGACACCACACUCUAACCCGAUGUUUGGGCGCCUUGCCACGCAGCUUCUUGCUCUGACGGCAUACCAGCAUAAAAGGCGAACACACAACACGCCCGCCACUAUGAAUCCCUUUAUGCAAGACUCAAUCAUGUCUAGCACGGGCAUGCCCACUUUGGGGAGGAGAGCAAAAGGCUUCGAAACAGGAGCAUCGCCAUUUGGACCAGGGGGAGCAGUCCCGGUACAUCAAAUGAACUUCCUCAUGGGCGGCAUGGGUCGACAUGGAAUGUACAACACACCCUUCGGUGCCGGGGCCUACCCUCAUCCUCGAGCCCCAUUCCCACUUGGCUACACCGCCGCACCCAUGAUGCCAAUGUCCAUGGGUCCGUACAUGAUGGGAGAUGGAGGAAUGGACAGCUUCAUGCCCUCGCCCUUCGGCAGCUCAAUGCGUGGUGCAGGCAUGAACAGCUAUCCUCCAUUCCCGAUGUCCGGGAUGGGAGGUUUUGGCGGCGCACCAACUUUACUUGACGAACUGGAUGACUCGGACGACAGUGGCGUAUGGGAUGGAGACGACGAUGUGGAAACCUUUUCUGGGCCUUUUGACAUCUUUUACCGAGCUAACAGGAGGGCGAAAAGAAGACAUAAAGGUGAGUCUCAUCCCCUCGACUAUUGUACACCGACUACUCCCUUGCUGAGUGUCUUUUCCUCUCUCCCAUCAGGCUGCUUCCUGAACUUCCAUUGCGGUCUUGGCUGGAGACGUCGUGAUGAUAGCUGGAGACCGACGCUGCGGCAUGUUCGACAUGUCCAUCAUGAUGCCACCAACGAUGGGAAUGCACGGAAUGGGGAUGGGAAUGCACGGAAUGGGAAUGGGUAUGGGUAUGGGCAUGCCUCCUAUAGGAUGCAUGUGAGCACACUCAUGGGAAUUCCGGGCGCUUUGAUUUCGCUGUAUAUUUUCCUCCUAAAGCAGCAUCGACGCUCGUCGUCAUCAUUAUCUUCCGCAUAUGAGCAUGACUGUCGGCAAACCAUUGCGUCUCUCGGCUCGGGGCAGAAGUACUGGCAUUUGCGAGCCAGGUUUGUAAAUGUAUGA